GGCUGAGGCGUCGGGGUGACGCGGCGCGUGUCCCGGGCAGGGCUUCCGCGUGGACGUGGUGCGUGAGGAGGAGGAUACGCUGGAGUUCGACAUGGUGGGCAUCGACGCGGCCAUCGCCAACGCCUUCCGCCGCAUCCUGCUGGCCGAGGUGCCAACGAUGGCUGUAGAGAAAGUCUUUGUGUACAACAACACGUCCAUUGUGCAGGAUGAGAUUCUGGCUCAUCGUUUGGGCCUUAUUCCUAUCCGAGCUGACCCUCGACUCUUUGAGUACAGAAACCAAGGAGAUGAAGAAGGGACAGAAAUUGAUACACUGCAGUUUCAGCUGAAAAUAAAAUGCAGCCGAAACCCUCAGGCAGCCAAGGAGUCAUCUGACCCCAACGAGCUGUACAUCAAUCACAAAGUGUACAGCAAACACAUGACAUGGGUGCCCUUGGGGAACCAGCCAGACCUCUUCCCCGAUGCCGACUUCCGACCGGUGCACGAUGACAUCCUCAUCGCGCAGCUGCGGCCUGGCCAGGAGAUAGAUGUGCUCAUGCACUGCGUCAAGGGCAUUGGUAAAGAUCAUGCCAAGUUCUCUCCUGUGGCCACGGCGAGUUACCGGCUGCUUCCUGACAUCACUCUCCUGCAGCCUAUUGAGGAUGAAGCAGCUGAGUUGUUGCAGAAGUGCUUCUCCCCUGGAGUCAUUGAAGUCCAGAACAUCAAGGGAAAGAAAGUGGCAAGAGUAGCAAACGCCCGACUGGACACAUUCAGCAGGGAGGUUUUCCGUCAUGAGAGUCUGAAAAACCUUGUGCGCCUGGCAAGAGUGCGGAAUCAUUACAUCUUUUCAGUGGAAUCCACGGGUAUCCUGCCUCCUGACGUGCUGGUAAGCGAAGCCAUCAAGAUUCUGAUGGGGAAGUGCCAGCGUUUCUUGAAUGAGCUGGACUCUGUGCCUAUGGAGUGAGCAGGCUGCGGCUGAGCAGAGCAUCUCUCCACUGCUGCCUUGGGCUGCCUGCAGGGCUGGAUCUUCCUCUGCAGGCAAGAGCUCUGGGAACUGUGUGUUAGAUUCCCAGGACCAUCUCUCUGUUUGUUUUCUGUUUGUAAUGAGCCUCAUUGAGGAGAAGCC
Molecule: messenger RNA, 1102 nt
Organism: Tinamus guttatus (white-throated tinamou)
Lineage: Eukaryota; Metazoa; Chordata; Aves; Tinamiformes; Tinamidae
Source: RefSeq, a predicted model, not a curated record